Megalobrama amblycephala (Wuchang bream) is the source of this 1507-nucleotide messenger RNA. It is a transcript of the gene surf4, whose product is annotated as surfeit 4. NCBI's taxonomy places the organism in Eukaryota, Metazoa, Chordata, Actinopteri, Cypriniformes, Xenocyprididae. The record is from RefSeq and is a predicted model, not a curated record. Gene Ontology annotation, biological process: Golgi organization. The transcript is spliced from 6 exons. Gene Ontology annotation, cellular component: membrane; endoplasmic reticulum-Golgi intermediate compartment; endoplasmic reticulum. Bases 88 to 768 code for a protein of 226 amino acids.
AUCAGUUCCUGCGGGUCACGAAGCAGUAUCUGCCUCACGUCGCUCGCCUGUGUCUCAUCAGCACGUUCCUGGAGGACGGCAUUCCGCAUGUGGUUCCAGUGGAACGAGCAGAGGGACUACAUCGAGGGAACCUGGAGCUGCGGAUACUUCCUCGCCACAUGCUUCGUGCUGCUCAACCUCUUAGGACAGAUCGGUGGAUGUGUGCUGAUCCUCAGCAGAAACUUCGUUCAGUAUGCUUGCUUUGGGUUAUUCGGUGUUAUCGCACUACAGACGGUUGCUUACAGUAUUCUGUGGGAUCUCAAAUUCCUCAUGAGAAAUCUGGCUCUUGGUGGAGGUUUGUUGCUGCUGCUGGCCGAGUCUCGCUCUGAAGGGAAGAGCAUGUUUGCCGGCGUGCCGUCGAUGGGCGAAAGCUCUCCCAAACAGUACAUGCAGCUGGGCGGACGCGUUCUGCUGGUGCUGAUGUUCAUGACGCUGCUGCACUUCGACGCCAACUUCUUCUCUAUUCUUCAGAACAUGGUGGGAACGGCUCUCAUCAUCCUGGUGGCCGUCGGAUUCAAAACCAAACUGGCGGCGCUCACGCUGGUGGUGUGGCUUCUGGCCAUCAACGUCUACUUCAACGCUUUCUGGACAGUGCCUGCCUACAAACCCAUGCACGACUUCCUGAAAUACGACUUCUUCCAGACCACGUCGGUCAUCGGAGGCCUGCUGCUGGUGGUCGCUCUCGGCCCGGGCGGCGUGUCUAUGGAUGAGAAGAAGAAGGAGUGGUAAGAAGACGAGUGUCUUUCAGUUCACCUCCCGGGACGCAAGAACUCACACUUGUAACACACCGUUACCCUGUUCGUCCUCUUCAUUACGCCAUUGUUUUCUCCACUUCCUCUUUAUUUUAAGUGCAUUGUUAAAUACUGGAGUUUUAUUUGCCACACGCCACUGAUUGCAACAAGAACUCUGUUUAUUUUUGUUCACUUUAAUCACGUUUUCUUGCAUUAGUGUUUCUAAUUUGUUUUUGGUAUUUAAAAGCGCUGUUGAGAGAUAUAAGUAUGUGAAAUGGACUGAACAGGUUGUGAAUGUGACUGACUGGAGCAGCUCAUCAAAUCCUCAUCAUCUUCAUCUUUCUGGAGUCUUUAUAAUGUUUGUGGUUGAAUUUCAUCGGAAACUGCCAUUGGAUAAGGUUGAUCGGUGAUGUUCUUAAGGGCCGAAUGCAUAAGACGUUUGUGUCGUGCAUCAGAUGUGAACUCCGUGCUGUACGCGUCUCAGUCGAGUUAGUCGUUCGUCUCGAGUCGCAGCAGCGACGGGGACUUUAAUUCUAUUAUUUUACGAUCUACACAGCCGAGUAGGACGAGAGCUCCUAUUCUUCAACUUGAUUUAUUGUCUUGCCCAAGUGUUUUCUGUUGAUUAUAUAUGUAUAUUAAAAAAAGUAAGUCAUUAUAUUGAUUUUUCAGAAGUUUAUAUUGUAUUUUUGAUUUUUGGUUUUCAGAUCAUGGCGGAAAAAUAAAGCAAAAUCAACAAA